Molecule: messenger RNA, 868 nt
Organism: Vicia villosa (hairy vetch)
Lineage: Eukaryota; Viridiplantae; Streptophyta; Magnoliopsida; Fabales; Fabaceae
Product: protein CURVATURE THYLAKOID 1D, chloroplastic
Exons: 5
Coding region: 135-698 (187 amino acids)
Cellular component (GO): chloroplast thylakoid membrane; thylakoid
Source: RefSeq, a predicted model, not a curated record
GAGAAAACCGAGAAAAACAAUUAAAAACAGAGAAGAAAACCUUGAAAACCCUAGAAGCCAUUUUGUAUAUAACUGGCUAGAAAUUCCCAUUUCUUCCAUUCCCCGACCCUUCCUCGGCUUGUUCACAAUUCACAAUGAUGCAUUCUACAGUUCAGCCUCUCACUCUUUCCAAACUUCCCAAUUCCUUCGCAUUUCGCCAUAAACCCUCUUCCACUCCCAAUCGUCUACUCUUAUCUCGGUCAGUUUUUCUUAGAAAUGUAAGGGCAACUGCGUCUGAGGAAACAUCAAGUGGUGCAGGUAGAUUUUUCAACGAGAAACGUGAUGGUGUGGUUACUUUGGAGGCUGAUAAAAAUGGCUACAAUGGACCUUUGGAGAAUGAAGAACCAAAGGAAGAGUUUCCUUCGGAUGGAGAAAGCCUGCCGUUGGAUUUCCUUGAAAAGCUUAAUUUAAAGAUUGACUUAAAUGACACCACUUCUCUUGCUGUGUAUGGUGGUGGUGCUAUAGUGACCCUUUGGCUAACUUCAGCUGUCAUCGGUGCUAUUGAUUCUAUCCCAGUGAUUCCCAAACUGUUUGAAGUUGUAGGGCUCGGAUAUUCAUUAUGGUUUACUUACCGAUAUUUGCUUUUCAAGAGAAAUAGAGAUGAGCUGUCCUCUAUAAUAGAGGGACUCAAGGAACAAGUUUUUGGUUCAGAAGAUUAAUAGUUGUUGUGAAAGAGUGAAAUUAUAUGUACACUGUAUAGUUAGAUUUUGUCUAGUUAACAGAAUCUGUUGAUGAGUUUCCUUCUCCGAUAAGAAUGACUUUUUGUUCCAAAAUGGAUUGUUAUUGCUAUUCCUGUGUUAAUAAAAAGGUUUCAUAGGGUUAGAAGUUC